Molecule: messenger RNA, 1279 nt
Organism: Salarias fasciatus (jewelled blenny)
Lineage: Eukaryota; Metazoa; Chordata; Actinopteri; Blenniiformes; Blenniidae
Product: alpha-2,8-sialyltransferase 8F-like
Exons: 7
Coding region: 1-1065 (354 amino acids)
Biological process (GO): N-glycan processing; oligosaccharide metabolic process
Molecular function (GO): alpha-N-acetylneuraminate alpha-2,8-sialyltransferase activity
Source: RefSeq, a predicted model, not a curated record
AUGAGGCUACAGAUCCUACAGCUGCUCCUCUCUCUGGUCACCAUCUUCUUCUUGGGGGGUCUGCUGGUCACUCUCACCUGGUUCAAGUUCAACAAGGAUGUGGAAUCUUACCAACAACCUCUUCACAAGAAAAGUGUCCCAGUGUUUUCAGAGUGUAAAAACUGCAGUAAAAUCAUCACCAACAUAGCAAAACGUUAUGCUCAACCCUGGAAGAAGAAGAAAGGGAAUUACCAGAAGUUCAGCUCCCUGCUGAACAGCAAGUGCCACGGGGCUGAAAAUGCCAUUGUUACCCAGAAAAACACUCCACUGGGAUCAAAGAUUGUUUACAGUGCGGAACCAAAAAAGAAAACCAUUGAAGUGACGACAGAUCUGUUCAGUACCUUUCCAAAGAAGCAUCCUUUCUCCAAUAAGAAAUGGGACACUUGCUCCAUGGUGGGGAACGGUGGGAUCCUGAUCAACAGCAAAUGUGGAAAACAAAUCGAUUCGGCUCAGUUUGUAAUCAGGUGCAACAUCCCACCUUUGGAAGGUGAAUUGCAGAGAGACGUCGGCAAGAAGACCAAUUUUGUGACAGCAAACCCGAGCAUCUUCAUCGAGAAGUUUUCCUCUCUGAAAAACCACACCCGUCCAUUUGUGGAGAGUCUGCGCCACUUCGGAGAUGCCAUGCUGUUCCUGCCAACCUUCGCCUUAACCUUCAAUACUCCUGUGUGUCAGCGGGCCGUCCAAGCCAUCAAAGACCUUAAUAGUCCCGUUCGACCUGUCUCCUUUAACCCUGAAUACAUAAGGAAUCUGUCGCUCCACUGGCGCUCCCAGGGCCUGAAGGAAGCUCGACUGAGCACUGGCUUUUUAAUGGUUAAUGUGGCAUUAGAACUGUGCAACAGCGUGGAUCUGUAUGGAUUCUGGCCAUUCGGUUUCCACCCUCAUAACUGCUGCCCCCUGACUAACCACUACUACGAUAACAGACUGCCUUCAAAGAAAACUCACUCCAUGCCAGAGGAGUUCAAACACCUGCUGAAGCUGCACAGUCGGGGCAUCCUCAGGAUUCACCUGGGAGAUUGUGGGCAGUGAAGGAUGGGUCUGCAAAAAAAAAAGCCUCCAGCAGCUCAGAUGUUUGCACUAUGAGUUUGUGAGCACUUUUAUAGUAUAUCUAUUUAUUCACUUAAACAUUUUCAGCUGGAUUCUGGAUUUUAAUUUAUUUUUUAUUUGGUGCUUUUUAGAGGAUCUUCGUCAUCUCUUUGCCUUUUUCAAUGAUUGCUGUUCGAUUAAACUGUAUUUUGAUAGA